CUCUCACUGUUUAGAUCCUUUCUAAACCCAACAAUCCAACCAUCCUUCUCCUUCAUUUCUCCUCCCACCCCUGUGUCCCUAUAGUCCGUUUUGCUGUCUGUGUGUGCCAGCAGCCCAAGCAUUGACGUUCACAUAAAUCGAAGCGAGUGCUCACAAUUCUUUGGUUUGUUUGGAGUUUCAAUCAAGCUUUUUUUGCAGUUCUGUCAUCCUAAUCGUCUCUUCUCUGGAAAACUGUGCUCUUGUCUUGUCUUGUGAUUUAGAUGCUACGUUUGACUGCUGGUCGUGUUGGAGGGCUCGUGUCCAAAUGGACAGUGGCUGCAUUCAGCUCUGGAAGUGCAGGGAUGGCCACCCAUGGUCAUGAUGUGGCUGAGAAGGCUGAUAUGUCUCUGCCGAUGUACUGUGACCGUCUGGACACUCCUCUGCCAGACAGACCAUACCGCGAGACCCUCUGUGCUGCAGACACGAGCCUGAAGCAGAAGGAGAAAGGACCGUGGAACAACCUCUCGAAAGAAGAGAAACUUGCCUUGUACAGGAUGACGUUUAACAUGACAUACGCAGAGAUGAAGAGACCAUCCAGUGAGUGGAAAACUGUGUUAGGUGGAAUUUUCUUCUUUAUUGGGCUCACUGGUCUGGUUGUCCUCUGGCAGCGAUUUUAUGUAUAUCCCCCACGUCCACGUACCCUUGAUGAUGAGUGGCAGUCCAUGCAGGUGAAGAGGAUGCUGGAUAUGCGGAUGAACCCUGUGGAAGGUUUCUCAGCUCAAUGGGACUAUGAGAAGGGCCAGUGGAAAUAGAUGAACUCAAUGUAGCUCUAAGCUUCAUACGUCAAAGCUGUAUGUUUUAUCUAACAAUCAACUUAGUCUUCAUAUGAUGUAUGCCCUUUAAAUUUGUUUAUUUGAAUGUUACCCAUUAGGAAACCAUGUAAAUAAAAAUGUAUGUUACCAGAGAAACGACUGUUACAAGGUAGCCUUAUAAAUGUGUAUUUUUCAUUUACUAAGAAAAGAAAACACAAUGAUCACAAGAUUAAAAGCUCUGUGAUUUCAAAUUGGUCUUUAUUUAAAUGAUAUCAGACAAUUUAAAAAAACUCCUAAGACAAACAAUUAAGGGGUGAAGCAAUUUAAAUAAACCCAAAACCUUAAAAAAAUA
Molecule: messenger RNA, 1143 nt
Organism: Triplophysa dalaica
Lineage: Eukaryota; Metazoa; Chordata; Actinopteri; Cypriniformes; Nemacheilidae
Product: cytochrome c oxidase subunit 4 isoform 2, mitochondrial
Exons: 5
Coding region: 261-791 (176 amino acids)
Biological process (GO): mitochondrial electron transport, cytochrome c to oxygen
Source: RefSeq, a predicted model, not a curated record